AUGCCUGUCCUGUCUGGCACACCUUGUUACCAAAGUGUUUGGGGGAUAAAAUUGAAAAAGUUCAAAAAAGAGCUUUCCGUAUUAUUUAUCCGACAACAGAUUACGAAGAUGCUCUCAACAUCGCUAAAUGCAAGCGCCUUGUCGACAGACGUCAAGAGCUAUGUGCUAAAACAUUAA
Messenger RNA from Paramuricea clavata, 177 nucleotides. The record is from the annotation of a GenBank genome assembly. NCBI's taxonomy places the organism in Eukaryota, Metazoa, Cnidaria, Anthozoa, Malacalcyonacea, Plexauridae.